Siniperca chuatsi (mandarin fish) is the source of this 3483-nucleotide messenger RNA. RefSeq names its product ubiquitin domain containing 1a (gene ubtd1a). Lineage: Eukaryota; Metazoa; Chordata; Actinopteri; Centrarchiformes; Sinipercidae. The coding region runs from base 2002 to 2769 and encodes 255 amino acids. The record is from RefSeq and is a predicted model, not a curated record. The transcript is spliced from 5 exons. Gene Ontology annotation, molecular function: protein binding.
CAUAUGAAUAUAUUACAUCAGAAACGAGCAGCUACAGUAGUGGAGAUGCACAGUGUGAAGAUGAAAGCAAAUGAACAAGAGGAGAUAUGAAAGUUGAGCAAAAUCUUGCUGGCAUGAAACUAUUACAAAGACAUAUAUUAUAUAUUGCACUCACCCGUUAACGGGUGAAUGCAAGAGGAAGAGAUUGUCAGAUAAAGACAGAAGAGGUUAAGAGAUGAUAAUAGAUUUCAGCCUGUUUCCAACCAUCUUUCACCAGGCCACUGCUCAUCACCCUCCCACUCCUCUGAAACAGACACACACACACACACACACACACACAGGCCUGUCAAUAUUCAAUCUUCCAGCAGAUGUCAGUGUUCUACAUGUCAUGUUUGGUCAGAAGCUGUACAGUAUGUUGGGAGGAUAAGAAUAAUUAAUAAUAAUAAUGGAGGAAAAAAAAGAAUCCUGCAGUUUUGAAAGGAUUUUAUAUCAUCGGUUUAUAUUAGAGGUCAUCAUCAAUUCUGAUAAUUAGGAAACAACAUAAUUUAUUUUGACUAUUUCCUCUCCUGUUACUGUACUUGGGUAUGUUGGUGUGUUACAUUCCACUGUUUUGAUUUUCACGAUUUCUGUUGUGCUUGCAUGGGCAGCCAUUAGCUGACAUGUUGUGGUGGAUGCUUGGCAUAGAUUUAUGAUGGCCGAAGGUUAGGCUAUAUUGUGCAAAUAUGUCCAUACCAUAUCCAUUAUGUGCUCUUAUUCCAAGAUGACAACAACCUUAUACAAACACACACCGUCAUGAAGGCAGGAUCAAGUUGGCUACAGAGUGACUUCUCCUCAUUUUUAUUGAAAGUACAUUUUACAUCAACCCUCAAAGAUUUGGAUGCUUGGCUUCAUGAGGAAUAAUCAAGUACUCCACCACACACACUUCUGUAACAACUCUCUGUGGGAAGACUGAAGUUGUUUGCAAUGCAAAGGGUAACCUUCCUCAUUAUCAAGCACCUGAAGCUAUUUAUAUUGUGAGGUGUUUUUGUUUCACCCUCAGCUGCAUAUACUAUAAAUGUACAGACCUAUCAAUAGAAAGGCUAUAUAGAGUUAACUGAAUUUUUGCGCCAAGAUUAAAUUGGACGGGAUUAACUUGUUCCCAGACUGAGAUACAACAUAAUCCAAUAUAGAAUUAAACUUGAUAGUUCAUUUUAUUUCGGCUAUAUCUAAACAUAAAUAGUAAAUAGCUAAGUAAUAAACGUAUAGGUAAUAAGUGAGACUUUUGGGGAAAAUUGGAAUUUUGUAAGAGGAAACACCAGCAGUUGGUUUCUUAAUUCGUAAAUUAUAUAAAUAAAACUCCAGGUGUGUGUUUUAUUGCAAAUACCAGAUUUUAUAUAAAAAAAUUAAGAUGCACUUUGGCUGUGGAGAAACGCCAAUUAAAACUUAGAACAGCCAUUGUAAUAAAAAAAACAACUUCCUUGCAUGCAUGCCUUGCAUUUCAGACUAAAACUUCAGUCAUGGAAUACAAACGUGUAUUGCACAAUAAUCCCUAACAUUUAUUUUACAAUUCUAUUUUUUCACCAAGUUUAUCGUAAUGACUGUUUUAUCAUUUUAAAAUUCUGCUUGUUUGCAAACUGAAUGGUUAAUUAUUUCCAAUCGGCACUAUUGCACUGGAGGGGUGACUUCUCAGUUUCCGCUCUUAUUCUGAUGAGUUUGACGCAGGAUAGAAGAAUUGAUCUAAACUGCGCAUGCGUGCAGACUGAUGAGGCUUUAAUUCUACAUGAGCGCAAACGGAUUGUGCAGGUGAGUCCCAUGCGUUAUGAUUCGGGGGACAUACCUAUAUUGAUUGCAGUUUGUUUGUUUUUUUUUUUGGAGAAGCUGUUGAGAUUUCCCGGAGGCUCUGCAGGGCCAGACUGGUGACCAGCCCGCCAGCCCUGCACGGACACACGGCUCCCAGUUUGUGUCUGUCAACCUGCUGACUCGCAUCUUCUGCUGAUCGUCGCGUCAGGAUCCAGUGAUAACUUUACUUGGAAGCGAGUUCGGAUGUGGCAAGCAAACUGCAGACGAAUGCAUAAUUUAGCAAACUGGAUAUCCGGGACAGUGAUGGGAGGCUGUGUGGGGAGGAGUCGGAUGGAUGGACAAGGGAGUGCCCGAAGCUCGACAAGGAGCAAAAAACGUGGAGGACGCAAUGAGCCCCUCAAGAAGGAGCGUCCAAAGUGGAAGAGUGAGUACCCGAUGACGGAGGGCCAGCUGAGGAGUAAGAGGGAUGAGUUCUGGGAUACGGCUCCGGCCUUUGAUGGACGGAAAGAGAUCUGGGAUGCACUCAGAGCAGCAGCCCUGGCUGCAGAGUGCAAUGACCUGGAGCUAGCACAGGCUAUAGUGGACGGAGCCUGCAUUACUCUGCCACACGGCUCUCUCACAGAGAGUUAUGAUGAACUGGGCAACCGCUACCAGCUCCCAGCCUACACUUUAGCCCCGCCUGUCAACCUCAUCAGCGAAACGUCCAGUGAGAGCAAAGUUUCUGAAUCCACACAAAAACAAGCUCAACCCCCUCCGUGCAGACAAGAGUUCCAGCUGCGGGUGCGAUUGUCAUCAGGAAAGGAUGUGCGUCUGUCAGCCAGCAUGGCGGACUCCAUCGCUGAGCUAAAGAAACAAUUGGAAGAACAGGAAGAAAUUGACGUGACUCGCCAGAGGUGGUUCUUUUCCGGGAAGCUCUUGACUGACAGGACUCGUCUGCAAGACGCCAAGAUCCAGAAGGACUUUGUCGUCCAAGUGAUUGUCAAUGUGAACCCUUCAGUCAUAGCUAACUGAGGAGUGAGACAGAGAGCUAUGGAGUGAAGAAAAUAUAAAGGACGUGCCAGAGAGGGGUGCAGGAAUAGGAGUAGAGCUUGAAAUAAUUUUCCAGCUGGUAUUGCAGUGGAAUUUUGUGUAAAUUUUUAUAUAAGAAAUUAUUGCUUUUAUAUUGCUCCUUUUUGUAUGUUUUCCUUUUUCCAAAUGAAGUAUUGAAAAGCACUGAAACACUUUAGAUUAAAAGAUAAAGAUAAGAUGCACAUCCCACUGUCAGUCUGUCUGUCUGUCUGUCUGUCUGUCUAUCUGACAUCAACUCACAGCUCUAUUGUUUACACGGGUCCCCCCUUCUUGUCAUGCGUGUUUGUACUUGUGCUUAUUGAAAAACUGAAUAUGGUUCACCUGGGGAUCCGAAUAAGGAAAAUCCAUUUCUCUCUUUUUUCUUUUUUCAUGUGAUUUGAGAAGUAGGGUAAGAGUGUUGAGAAAAAGGAAAAUGUAAAUAACAGUUUCAAUAUGUGUUGUUUGGUCAUGUAACUAUGUGCAUACUAUAUUUUCAGUUCACAACUGUGUGUUCAUAAUAAAGACACAGAAUGUAAUGGAAGCACCUUUCUGAAAGGUAAUAAGAGAUGAUUAGAUCGUUUUUUUAUUUCAUCACUCCAAACAAGAUACUGUAGACUUCUGUACAAUAUGAUGCUCACUGUACUUGAAUAACUUAAAAAUAAAUAGUGUAAAUUUAAA